Messenger RNA from Sphaeroforma arctica JP610, 948 nucleotides. RefSeq lists its product as hypothetical. The transcript has 2 exons. The record is from RefSeq and is a predicted model, not a curated record. Bases 1 to 948 code for a protein of 315 amino acids. Lineage: Eukaryota; Ichthyosporea; Ichthyophonida.
AUGGGCGACCUAGUUGUAAGUGCUACGUCCACGCUUAAAACCUCGCAGAGUACUGUGUCCAAAGAGUCUACUUUAGUAGCGUUCGCUGUGCGGCAAAUGCCGCGUAAGCGAGAGAAUCAUAAUACACCCUGCGAUGUGUUGCGAUUUAUGUGCGUAGACUAUCCCAAAACAGUUUCUCUAAAGAACACAUUUGUCGCCGUCAAGCGACCUCGUCCUUCUGCAGCAAUUAUCACAAGCACACUGUUCUGGCCAGAAGCGGGGCUAGACCGUUCAAAGGAAAUUGUUGAGCUAGAAACUCGUUUGCUACGAACAAUCAUUAUUCUCACUGUGUCCCAGCGCUGUAAUGAUUGGUUUAAUCUUAGACAGCUACUAAUAACAGGCACAGUUGGACAAACAUUAGCACUUAAAGAUGUGGAUGCGCGUAAGUUCAUAAGUUCUAGAGCCUUUGUGCCUGGGACUGCUGAGAACAAUGAUGACGAGGACUCCGACGAGCCUUUCACCGCACAAGUUCGCCGUUUAGAAGGUGUGUGUGUCCAGAAACUAUGCUCAAAUUGUAUACAUACAUCUACAGUUAAUGCAGGUCGACGCAUUGACGAAGAUGGAUUCAUGGACCAGUAUGCGUGUCUGGACAUACGCAGUGAUGAUGAAGAAGAAAAUAAUUAUCCUUCUUUAGCUAUUGACCAAGAAUUCGUAGAAAAAGACUCGUCGGUAGACAACUCCCAGCUGGUAUCUCAUACAACUAAGACUACUGAUGCAGAGCUUACUACAGUAGCAAUAUGGUUAGUGGACUCAUGGUAUGGCCGUCACUUCUCAACCGACGCUAUGAAAGAGGGAACGAACAACGAGCCAUUCAUCAUGGCUUUGCUUUCUAAAGAUAAGCUCGUGCAUGGAAUUUAUUAUAUUGGAUUGGUCUGCAUGAAACAAUACUCAUGGAUUUGGGCCAAGUGA